Molecule: messenger RNA, 1484 nt
Organism: Cyclopterus lumpus (lumpfish)
Lineage: Eukaryota; Metazoa; Chordata; Actinopteri; Perciformes; Cyclopteridae
Gene: nansa
Product: N-acetylneuraminic acid synthase a
Exons: 6
Coding region: 108-1175 (355 amino acids)
Biological process (GO): carbohydrate biosynthetic process
Molecular function (GO): N-acylneuraminate-9-phosphate synthase activity
Source: RefSeq, a predicted model, not a curated record
UGUUUGUGCAGCAUAUAAAAUAGCCCGGUCGGAUUCAAGACCAUCAUACUUUUCCCUUUCGUUUUUCACGACAUUAUAGCGUUGUUUUCCGUUUUUCUGUGAACAAAAUGCCUUUAAAGUUCGAGCUGUGUCCCGGGAGGAUGAUCGGAGGAGACGAGCCGUGCUUCGUCAUCGCUGAAAUUGGACAAAAUCACCAGGGAGACAUAGAGAUUGCCAAGAAAAUGAUCAAAAUGGCAAAGGACUGCGGCGCUGAUUGUGCCAAAUUUCAAAAGAGUGAAUUAGAUCAUAAAUUCAACAAGAAAGCCUUGGAGCGUCCGUACACUUCUGUUCACUCCUGGGGGGAAACGUAUGGUGAACACAAGCGCCACCUGGAGUUUAGCCAUGAGCAGUACAGGGAGCUGCAGAAAUACGCUGACGAGGUGGGGAUCUUCUUCACUGCCUCUGGGAUGGAUGAGAUGGCAGUGGAGUUCCUCCAUGAGAUUAAUGUGCCUUUCUUUAAAGUGGGCUCAGGAGACAACAACAACUUCCCCUAUCUGAAGAACACUGCCAUGAAAGGACGGCCUAUGGUGGUGUCCACUGGGAUGCAGAGCAUGGAGACGAUCCGGCGGGUCUACAAAACGGUGAAGGAGCACAACCCAAACUUUGUCAUGCUGCAGUGCACCAGUGCCUACCCUCUGGAACCCGAAGAUGUCAACCUCAGGGUGCUGACGGCAUACCAGAAGGAAUUUCCUGAUAUUCCCAUUGGCUAUUCCGGCCACGAGUCUGGGAUCAAUAUUUCAGUUGCGGCCGUAGCGCUGGGUGCAAAGGUCAUCGAGCGCCACGUAACCUUGGACAAGACUUUGAAAGGAAAUGACCACACAGCCUCUCUGUUGCCCAGUGAGCUAGCCGAGAUGAUUCGUUCCAUCCGACUGGUGGAGAGGGCGCUGGGUACCGGCAAUAAGCAGAUGUUACCUUGUGAGAAGCCGUGCUUCGAUAAGCUGGGUAAGUCCUUGGUGGCUAAGGUCAGGAUCCCCAAAGGCACUGUGCUGACUCAGGACAUGUUGGCGGUGAAGGUGGCCGAACCAAUGGGCAUCGCAGCCGAGGACAUCUUCAAAAUGGUCGGAAAGACCGUGACGAAGGACGUGGAGGAGGAUGAGAGCCUCUUGCCAGAGGUGGUGGCUGGGUUCUGCGAGUAGAAGUGCUGAGGGUGGCGGAGUUUACAAAUGGGUAGGAAAAGGCCUUUAAUUUUCAGAGGAAAAGUAAUCGAUUCCUCUAGGGAUAAUGGUCAUUUUGUUUGGUGGUGCUGGUAUUUCACAGCUGGGGUUUAAACGGUUAACUUAAAGCCAAAAGAAGAAAUGCCCCCUCUCUCAGUUAACCUGUUUUUUGUCAUGAACCCAAGUCCGUCCGGAUGUUAACUGAACGUGUCAAAAACCUGCAUAGACUCUGUUGAGAUCUGGUGUUCCUGAAAAGAUGAAGCUUCCAAAUAAAAUGUUAUCCAAAUUCCC